Messenger RNA from Leptidea sinapis, 1251 nucleotides. Its product is annotated as CLIP domain-containing serine protease HP8-like. Gene Ontology annotation, biological process: proteolysis. Bases 39 to 968 code for a protein of 309 amino acids. The record is from RefSeq and is a predicted model, not a curated record. Gene Ontology annotation, molecular function: serine-type endopeptidase activity. The transcript is spliced from 7 exons. Lineage: Eukaryota; Metazoa; Arthropoda; Insecta; Lepidoptera; Pieridae.
AGCUCACCUUGGUGGACACAAAACGUUUGUAUAAAGUGAUGGUCGCUCUACAUAUUGUGUGCUGCUUCCUGUGUUCAGUGUUCGCCACCAUCUCUCAUUCUUUGGAUGUAGAUGGGCUGCCGUGGACUUGGAGUGAAGUCCAAAACCAUCCAGCUUGGAAUUAUUUGGACACUUUCGAUUGCGGUUUUAGUGUAUCAGACCGUAUCAUCGGAGGUGUAAAUGCAGCCUUAGGUCAAUACCCUUGGAUUGUUAGAAUCGGUUACACAGCGGACCCAGAACAUGAAUUGGAUUGGUUAUGUGGAGGAGCUCUUAUAACAGAUCGGCAUGUGAUAACAGCAGCUCAUUGUGUUCAGACUGCUUCAGAAGGAUAUAAGCUGUCAAAGGUUCGCAUUGGAGAAUAUAACACGGAGACAAAUCCCGAUUGUCAAUUAGCAGUAUGUGCGCCACCGUACCAAGACCGGAAAGUGAAACGGAAAAUCCUUCAUCCGAACUUCAACAACCCUCCAUUUCAGAAUGACAUAGCUAUUCUACUAUUGGAUAGACCAGUUCAAAUCAGUGAUUAUGUUUCACCAAUCUGCUUGCCCCGGGAACAACUUCUAGCUGAUCUGAAGAUUGGAGAGCUACUCACUGUGGCAGGUUGGGGGAAAAUGAAUAUGACAACUGAAGAACGAGCAAAAAUACUGCAGUUUGUAUCGGUUCCAGUUGUAAGAGCGGACACCUGCGAAGUGUUCAGGAAGGGGCUGAAGCUUGCACAGUCAUCGAUAUGUGCAGGUGCACAAUUAAAUAAAGAUGCUUGCGGCGGUGAUUCAGGGGGGCCUUUAAUGAAGGUAUUUGACACAGUCGAUGGUCCCAAGGACUAUCUGAUGGGAGUUGUAUCAUUCGGUCCUACAAUCUGCGGUAUUAGGAGACCCGGAGUGUAUGCGUCUGUUAGGUACUUUAUAUAUUGGAUCCUGAACAAUAUAUUAUAAAUAUUAACAUCAUAGAAAUCUAAAUAAGAAGAUACUAGAAGUUAUAGCGGCGUUAAAUAUUAAACACAGGUGACUAGCAGCGAGUAAGUAGUGAUUUAGUAUUAAUCGGAAUGAUGGACGGGAAACAUUGCGUAAAUAUUAGAUGUACUGCUUUAUCUAACAGCGGUGACAGCAGAAUUAGCAGAUUUACUCGUGAUAUUUUUUUCUUUUGAAUUUAUUGCUCUUAAUUAAGUAGAUAUAUUAUACUAACUUUUGUUGAAUUAUAUCAGGUUACGAAAUUUUA